This is a messenger RNA of Mycetomoellerius zeteki, 2288 nucleotides long. RefSeq names its product ankyrin repeat domain-containing protein 29. Bases 463 to 2211 code for a protein of 582 amino acids. Gene Ontology annotation, biological process: vesicle-mediated transport. Lineage: Eukaryota; Metazoa; Arthropoda; Insecta; Hymenoptera; Formicidae. Gene Ontology annotation, cellular component: membrane. The record is from RefSeq and is a predicted model, not a curated record. The transcript has 16 exons. Gene Ontology annotation, molecular function: protein binding.
GCAUGCGCGAGGUGAGACGACGGACGAAAUCUUGGAGAUUGUGUCCAUGCACUUCCCGUUCUGUCGCAGUCCCCCACCUUCACCCCCCUCCCCUUUCUUCAUCCGAUGCUCUCGCGGCGAUCCGUCGACGCCGUCACACCGCGCGCCCCGUCUAUUCGCAAUUGUUCGCGACUACGUGCUAUAUGUUCGUGCGCGAUUCGUCGACCGACGACGCGACGACUCGACGAUGACGACGCUCACUGGCCGUCGCGCGCGUACGUACGGGCGGAACACCCUGGCGAGAGCGGUGCUUCAAAACGAGCCGCGUUUAGUGACUCGCGUUCAGUAGCGAAGCGCGCUUCGCGCUGGACGGAUCAACGGUAAUUGUGUGUUGCGCGAACGCUCGACAGCGACGGGACGUGCGAUGCGCUUCGGCAGGACUGAACGAAUAAUUGAUCGGGAUACGCACGGCAGAGGUUCAACAUGUCCAUGAAGAAAGAGUCGCCUUGGGACGUGGAGCUGCAUCUGGCGGCGGCACGCGGGGACGCCAAGCGUCUUCGUGUUUUAUUGAAUUCCGGACGCGUCCACGUUGAUUGCAAGGACAAGGACGGCACGACACCUUUGAUAUUAGCCGCCGCUGGUGGCCACAUCGACGCCGUGACCGAGCUGUUGCAUCAAGGGGCGGAUCCCAAUGCCAAAAGGCUGACCGGGACAACGGCUUUGUUCUUUGCCGCCCAGGGCGGAUACAUGGACAUCGCGAGUCUGCUUUUGGAGCACGGCGCGAUCGUGGAUUCGUGCAGCAUAGACGGCGGCACGCCGCUCUUCGUCGCAUGUCAGUACGGUCAUCUGGACGUUGUGGAGGGUUUAAUAGAGAGAGGCGCCAGUCCGAACGCUCAUAUGAAGGACGGUGCCACGGCGUUGUUCAUCGCUGCCCAGAACGGCCACCUUCGUAUACUGGAAGUCCUCCUGGAGCACGGGGCGAAGACGGACGCGGUAAGAACGGACGGCGCUACACCGCUGUGGAUCGCAUCGCAAAUGGGACACGAUCACAUCGUCAGGAGGCUGUUGAGAGCCGGCGCGAAGGUCGACGCCACGAGACACGACGGCGCAACUCCACUUUUCAAAGCCGCCCACAAGGGUCACACCGCCGUCAUCGGCGAGUUGCUCAAGUACCGUCCUUCACUCGGCAUACUUCCGAACGGCGAAAGUGCAUUACAUGCGGCAGCGUUGACGGGACACAUGACGGUCGCGAGGCAGCUCGUGGGAGCGGGGGCUGAUCCUUUACUCGUAAAUCAGGAAGGCAUAACGCCGCUUCAACUGGCCGUCCGACAUUCGCAGACGCAAGUCGCCAAUUACCUGAGGGAUAAAAGCCGAAGCAACAGCAGUACUUUUGGUAGAGGAUUCUUGCAGGACGUACACCUUCAAAUAGCUCAAAAUAAAAAGCUUAAAGAGUUACUUGACGAAGCCGAGGAAAUACGCGGUCUGAUCCACCUUAUAGUUGAAAAUGUUUCUAUAGUGAAGAACUUGCAUAACAAUAUCCUAUCGCACACGAAUAAGGACUUGCAAAAAGAAUUAGAGACUCGCACGUGUACGAUUUCGCAGACGGCUUUUCACGUGCAGCGAAAGUUACGAGAUAUGGGAAAAGGUAUCAUUGCCAUUGACGAUUUGACUAUAGCGCAAGAUGAACCUGUAUACAGUGUAUACACGAGAAUUAGAACAUUGCAAUAUACAACUAUGCUGCAAAUGUUUUCUGAUAUUAUGGACGAUUAUAAUGGCUCGUUACUGAAAUAUCAUGACAAGUGCCUCUUACUCUUGCAGCAGCAACGUUCACUACUAAGGCGACAAGUUACUAGCGCGGAAUUGGAUCAUAUGCUCGAUGUUCAAGAAACUAGCUUAUUUGUCGAUAAUAUUUUAGAAGAUAGUAAAAUAGCUAGGCAACAAUUAUCAGAUAUAACAAGUAGACAUAAUGAUGUUCUAAAAUUAGAAAAAUCUCUCACAGAAAUCAGAGAUAUGUUUGCAGAAAUAGCAUUUCUAGUCGAAAAACAGGGGGAACAAAUUAAUAAUAUAGAAUAUUUUGCCAAUAAAACCACGGAUAAUAUCGACGGCGGACGUGUUCAACUCAGAAAGUCAGAACAGAGGAGUCACAGAUAUAGAAAGAGGAAAAUCAAGAUUGCUAUUAUCAUAAGUAUAAUAGUGAUAAUAUGUCUUUUAUUUAUCAUUGCGUCAUUUUAGAAACUAUUUCACAUAUCAUAUAAUCUUAUAAGAUACCUUACGAAUGUAGUUUAUUUUAAAAUAUAAAAGUAAGAAAA